UGCUCUCGAGACAAGCCAAGAUGCCACCUGAUCGGGCAAUACCAUGGCUCACCCUCUGGUUCACCCUCUGGUUCGGACUGUCUGCCGGACUCACAGUCAUGGUUCAGAAGGUGACCAAAAUGCCAAUAAUCACAGAGGUGAAAAGCUCUGAGAAAGACCAGUUCUGCAGCACGUGGGGAAACUAUCAUUUCAAGACUUUUGACGGAGAUUUCUUCCAGCUUCCCUUCACUUGCAACUACGUCCUUGCAUCCCAGUGUAAGAGUAACUAUGAGCUUUUCAAUAUUCAGCUCCAAAGGCAGGUGAUCAAUCGGACCACUACCAUCAAGAAGGUCACUAUGAAGCUGGAUGGGGUCGUCGUCGAGUUAGCCGACACUUCUGUCAAAGUUGAUGAUAAAAUUGUUACCAUGCCAUUCAACCAGCGUGGCAUCUCAAUCGGAAGAACCGUGUCCUAUGUCCAGCUUGAGGCAAAGCUGGGUCUGAUCGUCAUGUGGGAUGAAAAAGACUCCCUUUGGGUUGAGCUGGAUGCAAAAUUCAAGAAUCAGACUUGUGGCCUCUGUGGUGACUUCAACGGAGUAAAGAUUUACAACGAGUUCAUUGAAAAAGGAACAGGGGACACUUUAACUCCUGAAGAUUAUGGGGAUGCCUGGAAAGUCAAUGGUCCAACCGAAAAAUGUGAAGAAAUCCCAUCUAAAGCCACAAAGAGCUGUACAAAUCAGAAAGACCUCUGUAAGAACCUGCUCUCAAGACCGGAAUUCCGCAGCUGUCAAGGCCUGAUAAAGACUGACUCCUUCCUCAAAGCUUGUGAGAAAGACCAGUGCAACUGUGACAGCAACAGCACCUCAUGCUUGUGUUCAACCAUAUCCGAGUACUCCCGUCAGUGUGCUCAUGCAGGCGGGAAACCGCUGGAAUGGAGGACCAAACACCUGUGCACAAGAACAUGCCCUUUUAACAAGGUGUAUCGGGAAUGUGGUAGUCCCUGUACUGACACCUGCAGCAACCCUGAGAGAAGCCAGGUGUGUGAUGAUCACUGUGUAGAUGGAUGCUUCUGUCCACCAGGGACCGUCUUUGAUGACAUUACAAAACUUGGGUGUGUUGCUGUUGAGAAGUGCUCCUGCAUGCACAAUGGCAAGACAUACUCCCCAGGGAAAACAAUCUCAAGGCAAUGUAAACAAUGCACCUGCACCAAGGGUCGGUGGAGCUGUAAGGAUAAGACCUGUCCUGGUAUCUGCUCUGUCCUGGGUGGCUCCCAUAUCUCCACAUAUGAUGAGAAAACAUACACUUUCACUGGAGACUGCACAUAUGUUCUCUCCAAAGAAACUAGUGGGCUUUUCCGUGUCCUUGCUGCCCUGAAAAAAUGUGAAAAAUCAGAUAAGACCACCUGCCUGAGUGAAGUCACUCUGCAAUUUCGUAACAGCACGCAGAAGAUUGUAGUUAAAGCAAACGGACAAGUUUAUUACCCAAGUGAGAGAGAGAUUGCCAAACUGCCUUUUUUCAUGGAUGACAUAAAAGUCUUCAAACCAUCAACAUUCUUCAUUGUAAUCCACACUGCCUUUGGGCUUCAACUUGAGAUUCAACUCACACCCACCAUGCAGGUCUUCAUCAAAGCCAGUGUUUCCAAUAAGCGAAAACUCGAAGGUCUCUGUGGAGAUUUUAAUGAUGUGGAAGCUGAUGACUUCAGAACCCACUCUGGAUUGGUUGAGGGAACAGCUGGUCCCUUUGUUAAUGCAUGGAAAACAGAAUCAACCUGCCAGGAUACGAAAAACAAUUUGAAGGACCCCUGCAGUUUCAGCACAGCAAAGGAGAAAUAUGCCAAGCACUGGUGCGCCUUGCUAUCAGACCGAAACGGGAUUUUUUCCAAGUGCCAUUCUGAGAUAAACCCAGAGGACUAUGAAGCUGCCUGUAUAUACGAUGCCUGUGCCUGUGAAGACAGUGAAGAAUGCAUGUGUGCUAGCUUAUCCGGCUAUGUCCAUGCAUGUGCCGCUGAGGGUGUUUUACUGAAUGGGUGGAGGAACAGCACAUGCAAGAAAUAUAUGACUUCCUGCCCAUCGACUAUGGUGUAUUCCUACCAAAUGACAAGCUGUGGACGCACCUGCCGUUCUCUCAGUCAGUCAGACUCGACAUGUGGGAUUAGCUUUACCCCCCUUGAUGGCUGCGGCUGUGCUGAAGGAACUUACCUAAAUGAGAAGGGAGAGUGUGUGCCAGCCAGUAAAUGCCCCUGUGGUGAGGUACCUCCCAAGGAAAAGAAAACUAUCAAUGGACAAACUUGCAUCUGUCACAGUGGAAAGCUGGAAUGUAAAGGACCAACCGAAAAUGACUCAUGCAAGGGUCCGAUGAUUUACUUCAACUGUUCAAGUGCAAAGCUGGGCGUCAAGGGAUUAGAGUGCCAAAAAAGCUGCCAAACAGAGGACACAGAAUGUGAGAGUAAACAGUGUAUCUCAGGCUGUGUGUGUCCUGCUGGCCUGCUGUCAGAUGGCAAUGGAGGCUGCACUGAGAAGGAGCACUGUCCUUGCAAAUAUGCUGACAAGUACUAUAAGUCUGGACAGACAGUAACAAUGGACUGCAACACCUGCACUUGCAAAAGUGGAAAAUGGAAUUGUACAGCUAAUAAGUGUGAUGGAACCUGCACCAUAUAUGGAGAAGGGCAUUACAUCACUUUUGAUGAAAAGAGAUUCUCCUUUAAUGGGGACUGCGGCUACAUCUUCACGCAGGAUUAUUGUGGGGGCAAUAUGAAUGGCAGCUUCAGGGUUUUGACUGAGAACAUCCCUUGUGGAUCAACUGACACCAUCUGCUCCACUAUUAUCAAGCUCUACCUAGGGAACAAAGAAAUUGUUCUUUCAGAGGAAAAUAUCAAAGUUAUAAAACAAAGCAAAGGGGUGGACAUACCCUAUCAGGUCCACUCUUUGGGCAUAUAUCUUGUCAUUGAGGCAAAGAAUGGUCUUAUUAUCAUUUGGAAUAAGAAAACAACACUCAUGAUCAAACUCAGCUCAGCAUUCAAGGGAAAAGUAUGUGGUUUGUGUGGGAACUUCAAUGGGAAUGUCAAGGAUGAUUUCACCACCAGAAACAAAGUAGUUGUGGUUGAAGGCCUUGAUUUUGGAAACAGUUGGAAAACAUCAACUACAUGCCCUGAUGCAAAAGAAAUUAAAAAUCCCUGCAGUCUGUACUCACACAGGAAGGCAUGGGCCUCAAAACACUGCAGCAUUAUCAAAAGUGAAGUAUUUGCUGCUUGCCAUUCAAAGGUGGAGCCGCAGAAUUAUCAUGAUGCAUGUGUGAGAGAUACGUGUGCCUGCAAUACAGGAGGAGAUUGUGAGUGUUUCUGCUCGGCCGUCGCAGCCUAUGCAGCAGCCUGUAAUAAAGCCGGAGCCUGCAUAAAAUGGAGAACUCCCACCAUCUGCCCUCUAUUUUGUGAUUAUUACAACCCUGAUGGAAAGUGUGAAUGGCACUACGAGUCCUGUGGGAAACCCUGCAUGAAGACCUGCAAGAAUCCCUCAGGAAUUUGCUCCAGUAGACUUCCAGCAUUAGAAGGUUGCUAUCCACGUUGCCCGCCUGAACGAUCUUAUUUGAGGGAAGAUACCAUGAAAUGUGUGUCAAAGGAGAAAUGUGGCUGCUACGACAGUGAGGGGAAUCAUUACGAACCAGGGGAGCAUGUGCCUCCUAGGGAAAAAUGCCAGUACUGUGAUUGUCAUUCAGCAAAAACUGGAUGCAUUAUCCAAGCUUGUGAAGGAACACCUACAACAACCACAGAAACACCUACAACAAUCACAGAAAGACCCACAACAAAAUCCACAACCACCACUUACAACUACAGAAACACUUUCAACUACAACCACAGAAACACCUACAACCACACCCACAACAAGACCUACGACCUCACCAACAACCACAACUACAAAAACAAAACACCUACAACUACACUAACAACAACACCUACAACAAGAUAUACGACUACACCAACAACAACAACUACAAGUACAACCACAGAAACACCCACAACUACUGCAACAAUCACAACCACACCCACAACAACACCUAUAACCAUAAUAACACCCCCAAGUACAACAGCAACAACCACAGAACCAUCCACAACAACACAUUCUGACUGCUAUGUUUGUAAGUGGUCUAAUUGGACAAACAGCGAUAAACCUGACAAAGGCAACCCAAAUGGUGGGGAUUAUGAACCCAUUGAUAACAUUCCUGAUCUAGAUCGAAAUGUUUGCAGAAAACCUCUGGAAAUAGAAUGUAGAGCAAAAGGCUUAGAUAUUCCUUUUGAUGGACUGGGUCAAAAUGCAACAUGCAAUGCAGAAGUUGGACUCAUUUGUCGUAAUAUAGACCAAGGUGUACCUUAUUUAUGUAACGACUAUGAAAUACGAGUAAAAUGUUGUGUUACAAUCAAGUGUGUAACAUCAUCCCCAACAACAACAACCACAACCACAAGUACAAGUGCAACAUCAGAAACACCUACAACAACCACAGAAAUAACUUUGACCACACCAACAACCACAACUACAAGUACAACCACAGAAACACCUACAACAACAACAGAAACGGUUACAACUAUAACCACAGGAACACCUACAACAGCCACAUCCACGGAAACACCUGCGACCACACCAACACCCACCACCACAGAAACAACUACGACCACACCAACAACCACAGCUACUAGUACAACUACAGAAGCACUUUCAACUACAACCACAGAAACACCUACAACCACACCCACAACAAGACCUACGACCUCACCAACAACCACAACUACAAGUACAACCACAGAAACACCCACAACAACAAGUACAACCACAGAAACCCCUAUAACAACCACAGAAACAGUUACAACUACAACCACACCAACGACCACAACAAUAAUUACAACCACAGAAACACCUACAACUACACUAACAACAACACCUACAACAAGAUAUACGACUACACCAACAACCACAACAACAACUACAAGUACAACCACAGAAACACCCACAACUACUGCAACAAUCACAACCACACCCACAACAACACCUAUAACCAUAAUAACACCCCCAAGUACAACAGCAACAACCACAGAACCAUCCACAACAACACAUGCUGACUGCUAUGUUUGUAAGUGGUCUAACUGGACAAACAGCGAUAAACCUGACAAAGGCGACCCAAAGGGUGGGGAUUAUGAACCCAUUGAUAACAUUCCUGAUCUAGAUCGAAAUGUUUGCAGAAAACCUCUGGAAAUAGAAUGUAGAGCAAAAGGCUUAGAUAUUCCUUUUGAUGGACUGGGUCAAAAUGCAACAUGCAAUGCAGAAGUUGGACUCAUUUGUCGUAAUAUAGACCAAGGUGUACCUUAUUUAUGUAACGACUAUGAAAUACGAGUAAAAUGUUGUGUUACAAUCAAGUGUGUAACAUCAUCCCCAACAACAACAACCACAACCACAAGUACAAGUGCAACAUCAGAAACACCUACAACAACCACAGAAAUAACUUUGACCACACCAACAACCACAACUACAAGUACAACCACAGAAACACCUACAACAACAACAGAAACGGUUACAACUAUAACCACAGGAACACCUACAACAGCCACAUCCACGGAAACACCUGCGACCACACCAACACCCACCACCACAGAAACAACUACGACCACACCAACAACCACAGCUACUAGUACAACUACAGAAACACUUUCAACUACAACCACAGAAACACCUACAACCACACCCACAACAAGACCUACGACCUCACCAACAACCACAACUACAAGUACAACCACAGAAACACCCACAACAACAAGUACAACCACAGAAACACCUACAACAACAACAGAAACGGUUACAACUAUAACCACAGGAACACCUACAACAGCCACAUCCACGGAAACACCUGCGACCACACCAACACCCACCACCACAGAAACAACUACGACCACACCAACAAUCACAACUACAAGUACAACCACAGAAACCCCUAUAACAACCACAGAAACAGUUACAACUACAACCACACCAACAACCACAACAAUAAUUACAACUACAGAAACACCUAUAACAACAACAGAAACAACUAUAACCACAGGAACACCUACAACAGCCACAACCACAGAAACACCUGCGACCACACCAACACCCACCACCACAGAAACAACUACGACCAGACCAACAACCACAACUCCAAGUACAACCACAGAAACACUUUCAACUACAACCACAGAAACACCCACAACAAUAAUUACAACCACAGAAACACCUACAACCACACUAACAACCACACCCACAACAAGACCUACGACCACACCAACAACCACAACAACAACUACAAGUACAACCACAGAAACACCCAUAACAAGUACAACCACAGAAACCCCUAUAACAACCACAGAAACAGUUACAACUACAACCACACCAACGACCACAACAAUAAUUACAACCACAGAAACACCUACAACUACACUAACAACACCUACAACAAGAUAUACAACCACACCAACAACCACAACAACAACUACAAGUACAACCACAGAAACACCCACAACUACUGCAACAAUCACAACCACACCCACAACAAGACUUACGACCACACCAACAACAACUACAAGUACAACCACAGAAACACCCAUAACAAGUACAACCACAGAAACCCUUACAACAACCACAGAAACAGUUACAACUACAACCACACCAACAACCACAACAAUAAUUACAACCACAGAAACACUUACAACCACACCUACAACAAGACCUACGACCACACCAACAACCACGACAGCUACAAGUAGAACCACAGAAAGAAUUACAGCUACAACCACAGAAACAACCACAGAAACACCCACAACAACAGCCACAACCACAGAAACACCCACAACAACAUCAACUACAACCACUGAAACAGCUACAACAACUAUAACCACAGAAACACCAAAAACAACCACAGAAACACCAUCAACUUCAACCACAGAAACAACAAUUAUAACCAUGGAAACACCUAUAGCAACUACACCCACAGAAACACCCACAACACCGCCACCCCCUGAAGACUGUUCUUAUCUCGAGCCACCUAGAAAGCAUGGUGAAACCUGGAGGGAACACAAGUGUUCCACAAAAAAUUGUUCCAAUGGAAGCGUAAUAACAACACAUGUGCCAUGUAAAACAGUGACCAGGCCUGUGUGUGAAAAUUCGAUGCCACCAGUGAGGAUUUACGAUGAAACAGGCUGUUGUUUCCACUACGAAUGCGAAUGUGUUUGCUCUGGCUGGGGAGAUCCUCACUAUAGUACAUUUGAUGGCAAGUAUUACAGCUUCCAGGAAAACUGCACAUAUGUCCUGGUCAAAGAGAUCAUUCCUCGAUACAACAUUACGAUUCUUAUCGACAACGAAAACUGUGAUCCUUCUGGAAGUGUGACAUGUGCAAAAGCCCUGCUUGUUUUUUACAAAAACUAUAAUAUUACUCUUGUCCUGGAGAGAGCCCCAAAGACCAGGAGCUUGGUGUACAUCAACAACAAGCAGGUAGUCCCAGCCUACUCUAAUGAUGACCUCCGCAUAACAAGUACAGGAAUUAAGCUGGUUUUGAGCAUCCCAGCAAUUGACGCAACUGUGCAGUUAGCAGGAUUCUUUUUCAGUGUGCAGUUGCCACUUUCCUCUUUCCACAGCAACACAGAGGGGCAGUGUGGUUAUUGUGACAAUAACAAGGAAAAUGACUGUAGAUUACCAAAUGGCCAGAUUCAUCCCUCAUGCUCAGGGAUGGGACAGUGGCAAGUAAAUGUUACUAAUAAGCCAUAUUGUCUGAAGCCGCCUUCUCCAACAAAACCAGUACCAACAUCAUCACCUCGACCAACUUGCAAAGCCUCUAUUUGUGAAAUUUUGAUCAGCAAGGUGUUUGAGGAAUGCCACAAAGUAAUCCCAGUAGGUAACUUUUAUGCGGCCUGUCAAUAUGAUGUUUGCCACACAUCGCAAGGCAUGGGUUGUUCCAGUUUAGAGCUGUAUGCUUCAAAAUGUUCUGAAGCGUCCAUCUGUGUAGCCUGGAGGAAUGCUACUAAUGGACUGUGUGAAUAUAAGUGUCCAGCAACGAAAGUAUACAAGCCUUGUGAGCGAGGUGUUGAACCAACUUGUAAUGCAAGAUACAACAUACGGCAAGAAAAAGGCAAACAAGAUUAUACUGGAUUCCAGGAUGGAUGUUAUUGCCCAGAAGGGAAGACUUUAUUCAGUUCAAAUUCUGACAUCUGCGUCACCUCCUGUUGCACUGGACCUUCUGGUGAACCUAAAGAGGUCGGUGACACCUGGCAGAGUGGCUGUAAGCAGUGUGUUUGUGAUAAGGUCACUAUGAGUGUCCAGUGUGUGCCUCUCACAUGUCCCACUCAAGAACCAAUAACCUGUAAUGAGGAAGGAUACAUGUUGGUGAACCGCACUGUGGACUGCUGUGAGAGACAUCAGUGUGAAUGUGUUAAGAGCCGCUGUUCUUCACAAAAGUGCAAACUGGGAUUUGAGUUGAAUAUCCACAACUCAAAUGACAGCUGCUGCCCAGCCUGUGUACCCAAAGGUGUCUGUGUCUUCGAUGAGACUGAGUACAGGCCCGGUAAGGAAUUCUCCAAAAACCCAUGCGAAUCAUGCCGCUGUACAGAAACUCAGAACACCACCAGCCAGUUGAACAUCAUUGAGUGUCGCCAGGAAACGUGUAACAAAACAUGUCCAGAGGGCUAUGUGUAUGAGAACAAACCUGGACAAUGUUGUGGCUCAUGCAAAAGGACAAGCUGCAUUUUGACGCUUCAAGGCUUCACUUCUCCAAUAAUUAUUCAACCUUCUCAGUCUUGGUCUCCACCAAAUAACAACUGUACCAAGUAUGAUUGCCAGAAGGUGAAGGAUGAGUUCAGAACCUCUGUAAACCACAUAAAAUGUCCUGAAUUUGAUCCAGAAAACUGUGUUCCUGGAACUGAACAAACUGAUGCGAAUGGUUGUUGCAAAAGUUGUACUCCUCGUCAUCGCUGUGUAAUGAAGAAGAACACCACUGUUCUGAAGACAAAGGACUGCGAGUCAGUUGAGCCAGUGGAGAUGACAGCCUGUCAGGGAUCCUGUGGACUUUCCUCAUCAAUGUACGUUAUGGAGAGCAACAGAUUGAUGCAUUCAUGCACGUGCUGUCAAGUAACAGCCAGCAGUGAGAAGAAGGUGAAGAUGAAGUGCUCCGGUGGCAAACUUAUGACGCACUACUUUACUUCAGCUGACGAGUGCGGUUGCAAAGAAUGUUCUUAAAGCGACAUAACAAAGAAAAAAGAGAAGGAAAAUGAAACUGGGAAAGGGAAAUGGAAAGGGAAAACAUGAUUAAUACACUUUUAUAAACUUCAACAAUUCCUCUCCACAGUCUAUUAGAGAAUCAUGACUCAGUAUGUGAAGAUCACCAAAGGCACAUCUCACAUCUCUCUGUGUAUUCAGCAGCCCUGAAAUAAAAGCAAAAAGGUUAAAGCUUUUAAACAGCAAAGAGCUUCUUGUCUGAAAUUUCCAUCACCUCUUUGCACUUGUCAACACUUUCUCAUUUGUUGUCAGGGAGGCAGGUCCAUAGCAAAUAUUCGCGUCAUUGUCUCUAUAAGCUUUGGAGAGGGUUAUCCUUUAUUCCAAUUAUAUCAUGUGGUGUUUUCUUUCAGGGUGUUUUCUCUUCCUUUUUUAAUUUAAAGAUUGAAGAGAUUAAAUACACAAUGGAUUUUUCAGCCAGGAGAAAAGGGAUCAUAUUUUUGGUAAAGGUGAAAGAUCUGAAUCAUAGAUUUGAUUUUUUAAGGAUUGUUGUUUACCAUUUCAAACAGCACCAUCAACAUAAAUUAUCUAAUUAAAUGCAUGAGUAAAAAAGUGUAAGGAAUCUUGAAACUAUCAUUAUCCAGCAUGUGGUGUGUCACUCUUCUGCAAAUCUUAAUAAAACUCUGUUUUUCAUGGCAA
This is a messenger RNA of Acanthopagrus latus (yellowfin seabream), 9893 nucleotides long. RefSeq names its product mucin-2-like. The transcript is spliced from 50 exons. Gene Ontology annotation, molecular function: protein binding. The record is from RefSeq and is a predicted model, not a curated record. Gene Ontology annotation, cellular component: extracellular matrix. Bases 21 to 9218 code for a protein of 3065 amino acids. Lineage: Eukaryota; Metazoa; Chordata; Actinopteri; Spariformes; Sparidae.